This is a messenger RNA of Glarea lozoyensis ATCC 20868, 726 nucleotides long. Its product is annotated as NAD(P)-binding Rossmann-fold containing protein. The transcript is spliced from 3 exons. Lineage: Eukaryota; Fungi; Ascomycota; Leotiomycetes; Helotiales; Helotiaceae. The record is from RefSeq and is a predicted model, not a curated record. Bases 1 to 726 code for a protein of 241 amino acids.
AUGAAACUCAUAAUCGCUGGCUCAACUGGCUAUGUAGCCACAGAAAUCAUCCGCCAAGCCAUCUCCAACCCAGCAAUCACUUCCAUCAUUGGUCUUGCGCGUCGUGAAACGGCUGUCCCGGCAAAUGCAGGCGCGAAUGCCUCGAAGCUCAAGUCUGUCAUUUGCAAAGAUUUUAACAAUUACUCUGAGGAUGUGAAAAAAGAACUUGCUGGUGCGAAUGCGUGUAUUUGGACGAUCGCCGUUGGUAUAGGAAAAGUUAAGGACUUUCCAUUCGAGCAUGUUCGCAAGACUUGCCUCGAUUAUGUUGUGAACGGACUUGAAACUAUCUGUCCUUUGGGAGCUAAACCCUUCCGGUUUCUGUAUAUUAGUGGCUCAAAUGUCACACGAGACCAAACGAAAAAGCCUCUCUUUAUGCGCGAUUAUACUCUCUUACGGGGAGAGGUAGAAAACCGCGUCCUAGCUUACGCAGAAAAAUCAAACGGCGACAUGUUACCAUGUAUAGCGAAGCCCGGUUUGAUAAGAAAACCAGGUCAGACAACUUUGAGUGGCGGAAUUGGUCCUUGGAUCCUCAUGACUGUGUUGGGUGUUCCCAGUGUGGAGCUCGUCCAUAUUUCAGCCACUUUGAUCGAUCAAGCUGUUAAUGGCAUCGAGAAAGAGGCAUUGCUGUGUGAAGAUAUGACGCGAAUUGGGUCUAAGAUCCUAGCUGAUCAGGAGACUUCAUUGUGA